Messenger RNA from Candoia aspera, 1524 nucleotides. Its product is annotated as prostatic acid phosphatase-like. The record is from RefSeq and is a predicted model, not a curated record. Lineage: Eukaryota; Metazoa; Chordata; Lepidosauria; Squamata; Candoiidae. Bases 212 to 1357 code for a protein of 381 amino acids. Gene Ontology annotation, molecular function: acid phosphatase activity. The transcript is spliced from 11 exons. Gene Ontology annotation, cellular component: lysosome; plasma membrane. Gene Ontology annotation, biological process: lysosome organization; dephosphorylation.
AGGAACAUGUCUAACGAGAAGCUCCAAGAAUCUGCACUUUGCGCUGCUGGUCCUCAUUGUUUCUCUUCUCCAGUCAGCAUUUGGACGGGAGUUGAAAUUUGUGAUUUUAAUUUAUCGACAUGGAGACAGAAGUCCUAUUGAAAACUAUCCCAAUGACUUACACAGUGAAAGUGAAUGGCCACAAGGAUUUGGGCAACUGACUAAGAUUGGAAUGAAGCAGCAGUAUGAGCUUGGACAAUACAUAAAGAAGAGAUAUUCAAACUUUCUGAGUGCCAGUUACAAAAGAGAGGAGAUCUUAAUCCAAAGCACUGAACUUGAUCGAACCAUAAUGAGUGCCCAAGUAAAUCUUGCUGGUCUGUUCCCCCCUACUGGUGAUCAAAUCUGGAAUCCUGAACUCCUGUGGCAACCAGUCCCAGUACAGGUAGUUCCAAAGGCAAGCAAUCCAAAAUUACGCUAUCCAAUUUUCCAAUGUCCACGCUACAGAGAACUUUUGAAGAAAACAGUAGCAUCAGAUGAAUUCCAGGAAAAAAUUAAACCAUAUGAGGAAUUCAUCCAAACCAUAGCUUACUACUCAGGAUAUGACACUCAAGUUCUCAAAUAUCCCGAAAAUUUUAAAAUCUGGCAUGUACAGGAUACACUAUUGUGUGAGUCUAUUCACAAUUAUACAUUACCUGAAUGGGCUACUGAAGAUGUAAUGGCAAAGUUGGCAGAGCUUACCGAAUUAUCCUUGUCAUCACUGUUUGGUAUUUACAAAAGAGAAGAAAAAGCACGGUUGCAAGGAGGUCUCCUUGUGAAAGAUAUUCUACAAAAGUUCUCAGAAGCUCAAUUCCCACAGAAAAGAAAGAUGGUAGUCUAUUCUGCACAUGACACUACUCUUGGUGCCCUGCAGAUGGCACUCAAUAUAUACAAUAAUAAACUACUACCUUAUGCUUCUUGCCAGAUUUUUGAACAGUAUGAAGAAGAAAAUGGAGUUCACACUAUUGAAAUGUAUUUUCGAAAUGACACUUCAAAAGAGCCCUAUCCAGUCACUUUGCCUGGCUGUUCACCUGUAUGUCCACUACCACAGUUUGCAAAACUGGUUUCUCCCAUCCUGGUGGACAACUGGGAAAAAGAAUGUGAGAUGGACAGAGAUGAAGGAAAAUGUCCCCAACCUACUGAUGAGCCAGUGGUGCCAAUAGAGGAGACGCAAGGUCCAAAUCCCACUGCUGUACAAGAGAUCCCUGAGACCCCGAGGCUUGAAUUUCCAGAGACUGCAAUCCCUGAGCAUAGGACACUGGACAAGCCCAUGCACCAACGCAAGACGCGCACCUGGCAUCAGCUUUUGGAGAGAGUAAGAAAGGCUGAACUCUCCAGUUAAAGCUUCCAAGUUGUCAAGCAAGCAGAACUGGAGGGAGGCUUUGAUGACAGCACAAGCUUUUAUCUUGUCUAAGACCUGUUACAGUAUGAUCCCAAGACUGCUCUUCAGAACCAGAACACAAGUCAAGAAAAUGCAGAAAUGCCUAUCUGGAAGGAAGCCAGCUGAUA